GGCUCGAGCCGUCUCGGUUCAGCAGGCUCGAGCUCUCUCGGUUCGCCUCAGGUUGCGCUGACCUCGAGCUUCAGCGAAAUCGGAGGGGCCAGUCCAUGCCCGCGAUGGCCUCUGCGAAGGAGCGUCUCGUGGAGGGUCUCCGCAGGCUGGACCCCGGCGGCACCGGCCGUCUGCCCCGCCCGGUCUUCGAGGGCGUGAUGCGCAACGUGUGCCGGGCGAGCCCCGCCGGGCCGGAGUCCUUGGACCUCGCGCUGGCCCGCGCGGGCGUCGGCGACGACGUCCGGUACGAGGAUUUCCUCGCGUGGGUCUACGAAGAGUCCGCGGAGGAGCAACCCUCCGCGGCGACUACGCAUUCUCAGAAUGCCGAGCUCUCGGAGUGCGUGGAGGCGGCGAAGCAGAAGUUGGACUCCGAGGCUGGCGUCGCGCCUGGGCAGGAGACGUGGACGACCCAGAAGUGGUUGGGCACCUCCCUGACGAGCCCCAUCGUUGCCGACGCGCUCAACUCCCCGAUCGCCCCUGACACGGAUCCUGCGCUGCAGCUGUUGUUCAUGAAGUCUUUGGCGGAGAAGGGCAAUCGGGACAUGGUACUGGACCUGCUGCGGAGCAAGGCCGUGCUUGAGUCCAUGGCGGACAAGAUCUGGGGCGAGCUACAGGUUCUCAAGGACGCGACCGCUGUUACUGCAGAAGAGUUGAACGGAAAGUUUGCCCAAGACGCCAAAUUCACAAUGGCGUUCGGUGGUCUGAACGUUUUCUACGGUGGCCUGGAAGCCCUAAUCGGUUCGCCCAGCGCCAGAGUGCUGGAGGCCAUGGUGCACGAGCACUGCGAGGAGAAGGACUCGUCCAAGGAGUUUACGACAGGCAACUAUGGCGUCACUACUACAUCAAAGGCGGAGUGGCUAUUCGUAGCAAAUCCGGAGGGCGGGCCUGAGCAGGUCGGCUUGCAACAGUGGCCAAGGGAGCAGAAGUUGGUGGAUUCGGGCGACAUCGCGAAAUGCCGACAAGUGCGUACCUCAGCAGAGCUGGACUUCAUCUUGAAGGACCUCAAUUCGAAACUAAAGAAUGCCGAGCAAGCGACACUGAUGCGAGAGGAGAUGGUCGGCGGCGUGCUCUACACCGGCCCACUGUUCGUAAAGUACAACGCAGUGAACCGCGGCGGGGCCAUCAACGUGGAGCAGGGCGACUACGCCAAGAAGCAGUUCCAGAAGACUUGCCUGGGCAACCGAUACGUGACCACGAUCCACGCCAUCAAUUCUUGCCUCCUGAAGCUCAGCAAACUUCAAAAGGCGGUCACGGUGUACCGAGGCUUCUCCGGUGGAGUGUUGCCCAAAGAGUUCUGGGAGGAGAAUCGGGAUGGCGUGCGUGGCGGGAUCGAGUUCGGGUUCAUGAGCACCACCGUGGAGAAGCAGGUCGCACUUUCGUAUGCACAAGGAGGCGUCAGCACAGUGCUGGAGAUCCAGAUGGGCAUGGUCGACCGGGGUGCAGACCUCUCUGUGCUUUCUCAGUACCCUCAUGAGAGGGAGAUAUGUUUCGCUCCAUUGACAGGGAUCGAAAUCGUGUCUGGUAGGGUGGAGGCCUCGGUGCUCAUCGUGCAGACGCGCCUGAGCGUGAAUUUGACCGCUCUCACGAUCGAGCAGGUGAUCGCCAAGCGGAAGCGGGUCAUGGAGGAGAUGCUGGAGAAUUUGAAGCGCGAGGUUGUCCAGAGUCUCGCCGGUGUCUCCUGGCAGGCCCUCUUCAACGAGCUGGGCGAGGGCAAGGCCUUCCAACUCUUGGUGGAGCAGCACGCGUGCGACGAGCUCGACCGAGCGUUCACCGCCAGUGCCGAGAAGGACUUCAACAAGGAUGACGUCUUCCAGAACGCCGUGCGAGCGUUCCUAGGCGUGUCUGGGGCGGUCCAGCAUCAGCAGGCGGACUUGCUGGAGGUGCUCGCUGACAAGUCGCAUGGCGCCACGGCUGCGAAGCUCCAGGAGCGGGCCGCUGUGUUCCGGGACGACGAGAUGGUGAUGCAGGCUCGAUCCCGCGCCCGCUCGCUGGCCGGACGGGCUCGGGCGCCGAGUCGCCUCAGAGGGCGACCUGGACCUAUGACUGAACAACACUCUUGGUUUUGGGUAGUUAUUUCCCCAAACCCUCGCUGUGAUAUUCUUCACGCUCCGCGUAGCCCCGCCAGCCUCCCCCCCUCCUCAGGCAGCCG
Molecule: messenger RNA, 2188 nt
Organism: Prorocentrum cordatum
Lineage: Eukaryota; Dinophyceae; Prorocentrales; Prorocentraceae
Source: the annotation of a GenBank genome assembly